Messenger RNA from Coccinella septempunctata (seven-spotted ladybird), 1331 nucleotides. RefSeq lists its product as uncharacterized. The transcript has 2 exons. Bases 180 to 1331 code for a protein of 383 amino acids. Lineage: Eukaryota; Metazoa; Arthropoda; Insecta; Coleoptera; Coccinellidae. The record is from RefSeq and is a predicted model, not a curated record.
CACAAUCGUUCAGAUUAUUGAUUAUUAUCAUCUCUAAGGACAUAUAAUCCUAACACAGUUUUCACAGGAGCAAUUUACUUUGAAAUCGUUGAUAUGGUUACGCCAAAUCAGGCGUGAAAGCUCUUGGCCGAUACAUUUUCAGGCUCGCCAACCCCUCCGUUAAUCAGAAUUAGCCCAUCAUGUCGCUGAACAGCAGUAGAAAAGGUUCGUCACAGUCCGAAUCCUCGACUAGUUCAUCAAACCAAGGCCUGAUAAUAUUUCAAGGCGAUAAAAUACCGAGGACGAAAAACGAGCUGCUUCUUCUCGGCUCCACAGCAUCGAUGUUGCUAAGCAGAACCGGAACGGUAAGGAGAGCCAACAGCUUCCGUAGAGACUCAACAAAGAGCAUCAGUAACGAAGAUAUUGUCAUUAAGAGGGAGAAGAUCGGAGAGCACUUCAAUACCCCGGAGAAAUUGAGAAGAUCCUUAGACAGUACCCAUAGGCAUAGCUUGGAGUCCAUUUCCGAAUACAAAGCGAAGCAUUCCUUCUCCAAUUCUUCGUUCUUCCAAACCAGGACUAGCAGCUCUAUAGACUCUCCAUAUUCAGACUGUACGGAUUACGCAACAAGGAGUAGUGCAGAAGUCAGCAAGCCGGAUAAGAAUAUAGCAACGCCAGAAUCUAGUUACCUCAGUUGGAUCGAGAGCGUUCAGAAUGAGUACUUUGGAAAAGGCUGCAAAAACGCAGAUGUGUCCGAUGCCGAGAAUAAAGUUGGCGAAUGGAAUAAUUUCUGGUUGAACUAUCAAAAUUCUAGGAGCGGUUUCGUUUCCAGUGUGAUUUAUAAUAGUGUCUCUCAGUAUUCCCGCGAUGAUAAAAUCGGAGAUGAACUGUCUGAACCUAGGAGUUCUUGUAGCACGCAGAAAGAUUUUACUGACAAGAAUUUCGGGGAUACGGUAACUUUGUCGGUUGAAGAUGCAUCGGAGAUCUUGAAAUGUUCGCAGAGGAUAACCGAGAUCAUGCUGGGUGCCAUUAAGAAGACUGACGGAAGCAGGGAAUUCUCCAGGAAUGGUUCGCUGCAUUCUUCCAUUUCCCAUCAGACUUCGAUCAAAGAUGAUGUCCUGAGAGAAAGAUCUUUUUCUUACACACCCAACACGGAACUCCAAAAGCAAAAGAUUCUUCUCAAAACACCAAACCCUCCACAACAAUCAACAAGUUCCAGUUGUAUCAACGCAAUUCUAAACACAGGUGUUGCAGAUUAUUUGAAGAGAGUUAUAAACAAAAGAAGGGAGUGUAACGACUUGGCCGAUGAUCCGCCAAAAUCACGACAUAGUUUUUCUGAGUGGUCUAUAAAGUGA